AUGACACUUCGUGGCCCGACUAAAUCCUCCACUAUCAUAUCGAUGACGCCGCUCAACCUUGGAGUUGAGCUGAUGAGCAAGCCGGAGAAUGUAUAUUUGGUUGGAGUCAUCCCAGGACCGAAAGAGCCCUCUCUGACACAGCUCAAUAACUAUAUACGUCCCGUCAUCAACAUCUUACGGAAAUCCUGUCCGCGUUUUCGGGAGUCAGACGAUCCUGAGGCUUAUCAGCGCUCAGCACUCAGUCCGGACCUGGGUAGGAUAGCUCGAAGUGCUCUUGCUGUUGUUGUCAAUGACUUGCCCGGAGCCCGUCGACUCGCGCAGAUGGCAGGCCCCACCAGUAAAUUCCUUUGUACCAUGUGUGAUUUGUUCGGGAUUGAUCAUUUACAUGACACAAACUAUCACUCUUGGAGGAGGCUCAACAACGCCUUGGUAAAGCGCUGGGCUGAAGAGUGGAGGGAUGCAUCUUCUGUCAAGGAUCAGCGGACCCGGUUCGACAACCACGGUGUCCGGUGGUCAGAGUUAUGGAGGCUGCCUUACUGGGAUGUUACAAGGCAAUUGGCACCCGAACCGAUGCACGCCUUGUUCCUAAAUGUAGCAGAACAUCUGGUUCGU
Molecule: messenger RNA, 612 nt
Organism: Gloeophyllum trabeum ATCC 11539
Lineage: Eukaryota; Fungi; Basidiomycota; Agaricomycetes; Gloeophyllales; Gloeophyllaceae
Exons: 2
Source: RefSeq, a predicted model, not a curated record